AUGGAUGAAUGUCUCGUUUCCGGCGUUGAUACAGCGGCUAUUCAUCUCAACGAUAUGAACUGUUUCGCUGUCCAAAACGAAACGAAUUUCAUAAUUGAAAGCUCUUGGGCCAACGGCUGCGGCGCUGUGUCUUCGUUCGAAGACGACGUGUUUGUUUUUUCCAAUACUCUUCAUUUUGGAAGAGUAAUUUCAAAUGGAAUCGUUAUUGGUCGAAGUGCUGCCAUAGCUUUCAGCUGUAAAUUUAACAGCAUUGCCUCCGUCGUCAGCAGCUACAAAUCAAACAACGCUCCAUCCUCAGUGACAUUCAGUGCUGGCGAUGAUAACUAUAAUGUGAUUGAUCUUGCGACAACAUUUAAUUUCUAUAAGACAGCAGCUUAUCAAGAAACUGUCGAUUAUAAUACCCAUCAAACUGCUGUUGGAAACACUCUCUAUGCACAGAUAAGUUCCUCCGCAAUGAUUCCUGACACCUCGAUCAUCGUUAAAAAUUGUUCUGUGUCAGAUGAUGCCAUUGCUAGCUCAAGUGUCUCUUUGGUCGAAAACAGUUGCCCGAUCGAGAGCGUUCUAGAUGUCACCUUGAAGGAAUCGAAUGAUUCCGCUGCUCGAAUCGAAUACAAAAGUUUUAUUUUUCCAGAAAGCGCUGAUUCUGCCAGUAUGACAAUUACUUGCGAUGUCCAGUUUUGCAAUUCAAACGACUUUGAUUGCUUGGGUGGAUGCAACGGACCGCGUGAUACGAAUAUGGUUAUUUUGCUACCACAAAUGGCUGAUUCUUAUCGUAUAUCCGGCGAUGGAAAAACAAAAACAUCUGUAACCAUUGACGCACCAACUGAUAAUUAUGCGUUUAAACGCAUGCACGCUAUAAUUAAGGGAGAUCUUUAUAUUUUCGGGGGACCUCUUUCUACCGGUAGUUAUCGCAAGAUUGCUAGGAUGGACGGAUGUUCUAUCACAGAGACAAUUUUUGAAACGUUGAAUGGUUAUACUUACCGAUCUGCGAGUUUAGCGAUCGAUAACGGAGAAAAAGCAUUAAUAUGUUUCCCGGUCGGGAAUGUCAAUGGACAAGAAUGCGAGAUUUUCGAUACAACAAGUUCAACAGCUACUCAUUCCUCGCAAUAUGCUCAUUGGGACGGUCGUCUUGCAUUUUAUAAAGGAAAACCUCUUAGCGUCAGCGGCAGGGAAACAUUGAAUGGAAAAACCACUUAUUUGAAGAUCGAGACGUUUUCAGAAUUGAGCGGAUGGGAAACUCUUUCAGUGAAUUCACCGAGGGAUUUGAUAGCUCCAAGUUUGAUUGGACUGGAAAAUGGGGCCUUGUUUAUGGCUGGUGGAUACGAUCUGACUUUAAUCGCAAUCUCUAAUGAUAUAUGGAUACUAAAAGAUGAAGUUUGGACUCUCUCUUCAUCUGCCUUGAAAAAUCGAAUGCGUUUCGGCUCAGCACUGAAAAUUGGCAAUUUCAUAUAUCUCGCAUAUGGAGAUGACGAAACAAAUCUAAUUUCAGUCGAAAGACUCGUGGUUAUAAACGAUGAAGUAUUUUUGGAUAGAAUCAUCGGAAGUCAAGCAACAAGCACAACUGAUUUUCCAUUCUACCCAAUUAUGUUUGAAGUUACUACUGACAAUUAUUUUUGCGAUCAGCAAAAUUUACCUCCAAUAUCCUGA
This is a messenger RNA of Oikopleura dioica, 1647 nucleotides long. The record is from the annotation of a GenBank genome assembly. Lineage: Eukaryota; Metazoa; Chordata; Appendicularia; Copelata; Oikopleuridae.